Setaria italica (foxtail millet) is the source of this 1817-nucleotide messenger RNA. RefSeq lists its product as uncharacterized. NCBI's taxonomy places the organism in Eukaryota, Viridiplantae, Streptophyta, Magnoliopsida, Poales, Poaceae. The coding region runs from base 66 to 1817 and encodes 583 amino acids. The transcript is spliced from 13 exons. The record is from RefSeq and is a predicted model, not a curated record.
AGAGGGGUGAUAAUGAUUUCACAAGAAGAUCGCAUAAGAGUAUAAGAGGUUGCAAUGGUAAUGGAAUGCUAACUGAGUCAAUGGCCUUAGGUGACUUGCAUGGGGACUCUAACCGAUAUGACUGGACUAGGCUCAGUGAUGAACUCAAGUCAAAUUUGUCUAGAAGUGUUGCCUCACUUGCUUUGUGCAAUGGAGACAAAGUGUUAUUUGCAUGCUCAGUCAUAGCUAUAGAAUCCCAGGAGAAUCUUACAAGGUUCUUGACUUCAGCAACUUUGGCCAGAGCUGUCAUCAGUGAUGAUAAAGGAAAAUUCCAUAACUUAAAGAUUAAAGUGCGCCAUGAAGGCAGUGAAGUGUACGAGGGUGUUUUGUCUGAAUAUGAUUUAGAUCGCAACUUUGCUAUUGUCAUCAUCAGCACCUCCCUCGAUGUUCAUGUUGGACUUUUCAAACAUAGGGUGGAAAUUCUGCCCCGUGGUAUGGUGCUAGCUUUAGGACGUGGCAUCUCUGGCAAAUUAAUACCCAUAAAUGUGAUACUCGAUAAUGAAGCUCCUCUUUUGAAAAGGUCAGAGGUUUGGGAAGGUGGGCCACUUUUUACUUUUGAUGGGAAAUUUGUUGGCAUGCACCUUUUUCUGGUAUUAAGAGCCCAUUUCAUAUCUUGGGGCUCAAUUCUCGACUGGCUGAAGUGUACAUCCCUGCAAAAGAAGACAAAGGUAGCCAGGUUUGGAUCCAGACCCACAUGUGACAAAUUGAAUAGCCAUUCAGAAGUACACAGACCAAUACACAGAGAUGAUAUGACCAGCGGAUAUUGUGAGGAUCUAGAGUCCCUCGGUUACCCUAUGCCACAAAUAGACAUGGCCGAUGAUGGCAUGAUUUUGGUUAAUACUUUUGAAGAGACUUUUGGUGACGCAUAUCGAGAAGGUGUCUGGGAUGAAUUCAGUAGAAGUGCUUUUUCUGACAUAGAUCGCUAUGUUGUUGCACUAGCUUCAUUUAAAGGAGGGAAAAGGCAUUUCACAUGCACGGGUUUUUUUAUUGAAUGGAAUGGAUCUACUACUAUUCUGACAUCAGCGAGCUUGGUUAGAAGUUCUAGUGAUGAAAACAAGACUGAUGAAAAUUUGAGGAUUGAAGUGUUGCUUCCCAACAAACGGCGCAUAGAGGGCUUGCUAGAGCAUUAUAGUCUACAUUACAAUGUUGCCCUAGUAGGUGUCACGGAUUGCCGUGUUGUUCGACCAGCAAGUAUUCAGCCUUACAGGUUUGGGUGUUCUGCAUCUGUAGGGCGUUCUUUCAUAUCAGGCGCAUUAAUGGCCACAAGUGGGCAGCUUGUUUCCUGGUCAGGCACACUUGACUGCAUGUGCAUUGUACGGUCGUCGUGUAAAAUCACAAAGGCUGGGAUUGGAGGACCCCUUGUUAAUAUGCCGGAUGGCAAAGUUAUUGGCAUGAACUUCUAUGACAAGAGAAUAGGAACCCCAUUCCUUCUGUGGGAAGAUAUUGACAAGAUUCUGGCACAUUUCGCGGAAAAGAGGUGGCCUGUGCCUGAGCCAUGUUGGCUUCGUCCUGACGAUUUGGUUGAAUCUGAGGAUGAUGAGUUGGGAAUUGAACUCCCAAGCGGCCGCAAGAAGAGAUAUGGGUACUUAGGUGGAAGAAAAACAAUUCUCUCAAUCGGCGUGGUCUGCACGUCGGACGCCCAGGCGGAUUCGUGGGGGAAGGAGAUGGAGGUAGAGAAGAUGGAUUCAGUGUUAAGCCUGGAGGACCGGCUGCAGGGGCUUACGUUGACAAGAGAGGAGGAUGAGGACCUGGAUUUUUCAGAGGAGCUGGAGGUUUGA